This is a messenger RNA of Cavenderia fasciculata, 861 nucleotides long. RefSeq lists its product as uncharacterized. Bases 1 to 861 code for a protein of 286 amino acids. The record is from RefSeq and is a predicted model, not a curated record. NCBI's taxonomy places the organism in Eukaryota, Evosea, Eumycetozoa, Acytosteliales, Cavenderiaceae. The transcript is spliced from 2 exons.
AUGUCCAAGAAACGUUCCAUACGAUCGAUCGACCAAGGUGGUCUCAAUCUCUGGGACCUCAACGCUAGAUUCCGUGCCCAAAAGGCAUGGAUGUUCGAAAGGUUCCUCCACGAGGUAAAGAACGACCGAGUUGCAAAGGUUUCAUUUGCCCAAUCAUGGAUGGACCAACUCAACCAAGACAAACCAAACGAUUUUGUCCGCCUCUGCCGCAGCGACAAUGGAACCAGACAAAAGAGGAAGAGUACCUCUCAAACAAGUGUACCUCCAAAGGCUGACCAUAGCCAACGAAAAGUGGAACGUGUACGACCCGACCCCAGGUCAAAGAUCUUAGCAACCGAUGACAGAGUGUAUCCAAUGAAUGCACUAGCUGCUCUUUCUACCAUCGUACUACCAAAGGGUCGAGAUCUGGUUUGGAAAUACGUAACCAAAUGUCUCCCACUCGUCAGGGGUGACCCAGUCGCCUCCAUCUGUGUGUCGUGUGGCAAAGAUGAAUCCUCCAAGCACUUGUUCUUCCAAUGCAAGGAGACCACGCUGCCAGUGAAGAUACUGAAAGAGGUUACUGCUGCCAACAACAUUCCACCAGUUUGGGACAUCACCCUCCUCAACCUCAAACAAACUCCAAUGACUACAAACUUGGUCGCUGCAACACUCGAACGAAUAUGGUUCCGACGUAAUGAUCUACGUCACCAAAGAGAUGAACCAUUCACUGAACAAUAUCUGCGAGCUAGAUUGCUAAAUGAUAUGCGACAUAUUAUAAAAGUAAACUGGGACAAGACGUUAGAAUUAUGUAAUCGAUGGCACUUGGCUCUAAUGAACCAAACCGACGAAUCAGUAAUACAUACGAUUACAGAACGAAUAUAA